This is a messenger RNA of Notothenia coriiceps (black rockcod), 868 nucleotides long. RefSeq names its product PH domain leucine-rich repeat-containing protein phosphatase 2-like. The record is from RefSeq and is a predicted model, not a curated record. The transcript is spliced from 4 exons. Lineage: Eukaryota; Metazoa; Chordata; Actinopteri; Perciformes; Nototheniidae. The coding region runs from base 164 to 868 and encodes 234 amino acids.
UUGAUCAGUUCUCCAGCAGGCCCAUCUGACAGCAGUCAGAUUCAGUCUGGAUAUGGCGUCGCUGCAACGACACGGGAUGAAUGUGCACCGCUCCGUGGGAAUUUGUCAGUCGCGUACCGGGACGACACUUCUUGUUUUUUGUCGCUUUUAAUAGGGAUUAUUCAUGGCGAUGGAGGACGAGGAUAAUAAUUCAGCGGUCGUGGCGACUAACACCCAAACAGGCAUCAAGAAAGGAGGUGAUGUCGGAGAUAACGGGGCUUGCAUUGACAGGCAGCCGGACACGGUGCUCCACCGAGCGGGGCUGAAUCAGACUGCAGGUCGCGGCAGCCGCAGUGGUCCCGGAGCUCAUGCUGCGACGGGGAUCCGGGUGCUAAAGCGCAACAUGAAGCGGAAUGGGAGUCGUGGCUGUGUGACGAGAAAGACCAGAUUUGGAUCAAGAGAGCGAGACUGGCUGAAGGGGGACACCCAGCGGGGCUGUGUGUGUCUUUAUGGGGGGACAGUAGACCCCCAGCCACCUGCCUCUGGCCCACAGGCCCCCUCCACCCCUCAGACAGACCUGCAGCUGGUGCUCUGCUCCACCAGUACCACAGUGGAGGAGCUGUGUGCUCAGAGGGACGGACAGGGGCUCUACGUCCAGCUGCAUGGAGACCUAGUCAGGAGGCUGGACCCCUCUGAGCGUCCGCUCCAGAUGCUGUAUGACUACCUGGCAGCUAUGGGCUACGCAGAGCCUGGGCGAGUGCAGCAAGAAGCAGCUAACUCAGACCUCAGCUGUUUGAUCCGAUUCUACAGUGGUCUGCUGGAGGGAGCCCUGCCCUGCCUGGCCCGUCUGCUGGUGCUCCGAUCAGUAGCUGAGUGUCUUUCCAGCUAG